Molecule: messenger RNA, 1517 nt
Organism: Hyaloscypha bicolor E
Lineage: Eukaryota; Fungi; Ascomycota; Leotiomycetes; Helotiales; Hyaloscyphaceae
Product: cyclin-like protein
Exons: 2
Coding region: 67-1188 (373 amino acids)
Biological process (GO): regulation of transcription by RNA polymerase II; regulation of cyclin-dependent protein serine/threonine kinase activity
Cellular component (GO): transcription factor TFIIK complex; nucleus
Molecular function (GO): cyclin-dependent protein serine/threonine kinase regulator activity
Source: RefSeq, a predicted model, not a curated record
CUUCCAACCUCCACUGCCCAAAAAUGAUUUCUCGAACACGAAACACCCCAUAACCAAAUCGACAAGAUGUCAGAAGACGAAAGGUACUGCACAUCAACCCAAUACCGCCUCUGGUCCUUUACACCAGACUCCCUGCUCGCCCUCCGCUCAAGAACGAACCGCCUAGCAGCAGAUCGUGUCCGCGAAGCCGUCCGGCGAGUACGAGAAGCGCGCGCCCUCUCCUCCGCGGACACAAGCGAAGCUGAGAAUGGACGAUCUGCCAGCGCGAUCCCAGAAGGGGAGGUAGACUGCCUGACCGUGGACGAGGAGCUCAAACUCGUUGCUUUCUAUUGCAGGCAGACGCUGUCGCUGGGGGAUCAUUUAAAGGUGCCUACUGACGUCAAGGCUACGGCGAUACAGUACAUCAAGCGCUUCUACAUCACGAACUCGCUCAUGACCUACCACCCCACCGAUAUCCUGAAAACCGCCCUUUUCUUCGCCACGAAGACAGAGAACCACUAUUUCCGCCUCACGAAAUUCGCAGAUGCUAUUGGGGGAACGAAGCCGGAAGAUGUGCUUGCUUCCGAAUUCUUGCUUACGCAGGGGCUGAGGUUUACAUUCGAUGUACGGCAUCCGUUUCGAGCUCUGGAAGGGGCGAUAAUGGAUUUACAGGCGUUAUCGAAGGGUGAUAUACCUGCAUUGCCUAAUGGGGAAGCUGUGACCGGGCCCAGUCCGCAGAAUAUGGAGAAAAGGGUUAGGAAUGCACAUGGCAAGGCAAGGGACUGCCUGAAGACCAGUGCUUUGCUCACGGAUGCCUACUUUCAUUUCACGCCAAGCCAGAUUAUGGUAGCCGCCUUGAUAAAUGCGGAUAGAGACUUGACAGAGUGGUACAUUAAGCUUAAAUUCCCCGCUUCUGCUGGAGCGCCGCAACAGAAGGUUUUGGCCACGGUGGAGAAAUGUGCGGUGAUGUUGAAGGAGAUCGACUCUAGCUCAGAGCCUUCAGCAACAGAAAAGAAGGAGCUCGGGGCCUUAAUGAAGAAGCUUAAGAAGUGCCGGAAUCCAGAGAAGAUGGAUUUGGUUGGGCUGCAGAGGGCGAAGCGCGAAGGGGAAGAGGGCAAUGAUGAAAAGAUUGUGAAGAAGAGAAAACUAGAAAGGGAGCAAUUAACAAAGGAAGGAGAAGUGUUUGGACCGGGUCUCAAGAAGUCGUGAGGGACAAAAUAUGGAUGGUUGGAUACGUGAUUUAGCAAGGCGUCUGGGUCACAAUUGCACAUGGGUGGCGCUUUCUUCAACCUCAAUUUCCUGAGUUGCUGAUGCUUAAUGGACCACCUGAUGUUCGUUUCGCCAUUGUCCCCAAUUCAUCGCGAAACCAUAUUUGCACCUGGCUUCCAUAUCGACAAAGCAGAUUCGAGUUCAAACAUCUGGAACAAUCAGGCUCCAUGAGAAGAAACAUUUCCAUUGAUUUGCUUUAUCCUAUGGUCCUAAGGAUGAGAGAAGCAGGUUGCUAUGUUGCAAGCAUCAAGUGCUUUACCACAACUCGG